Molecule: messenger RNA, 642 nt
Organism: Merops nubicus (carmine bee-eater)
Lineage: Eukaryota; Metazoa; Chordata; Aves; Coraciiformes; Meropidae
Gene: MBOAT4
Product: membrane bound O-acyltransferase domain containing 4
Biological process (GO): peptidyl-serine octanoylation; lipid modification
Cellular component (GO): endoplasmic reticulum membrane
Molecular function (GO): serine O-acyltransferase activity
Source: RefSeq, a predicted model, not a curated record
UUGCAGCACACGUUGCCUCUCUGCAGCUGCCUGCUCUUUCUCCUGGCCCUCCUGGGAGGUGCCCUGUGAUCCUCUGGCAGGUUUGGGGCCCAGGCUGACCGCCGCCGGGCAGCGGUGCCCCAGCAGUGGCCCUGCAGGGGCAUGCUGGAUGAGGCCCUGCUGGAGGUGGCAGGCUUUGGGUCAGAGAUGGGACAGAGUGCACUUUCCAUCGACAGCCGGAAACUCGAGACCACCCAUUGCCUGGCUGUCUUCACCCAAACCUGGAACAAGAGCACAUCCUGCUGGUGGAGGAGCCUUGUAGGCCAGCAGCCACUCCCAGCCACUUUUGCCUUCUCCGCCUGGUGGUGCAGCCCCCAGGCCAAGCAGGUCCUUGGUUUCGUGUGUUGGGCUGUCAUGGUGGAGGCUGACUACCACAUCCAUUCCUUCCUAAGCAUCCUGCCCUCCUCCCAGGGUAUGAAGGUCCUCUACUGAGGCAUAACCUGGGUCUUUAUGCAGCUCAUCACCACCUACAUCCUGGCGGCUGUGGAGACUGAGAGCUUCUCCAUGCUCUGCCUGCUCUGGACUUGCUGCAAGAGCAUCCCUCCCCUCUCCUAUGGCCUCACACUGCUGCUGCUGCUUGCCAAGAAGCCAAAGAGGAACUGA